Messenger RNA from Coccomyxa subellipsoidea C-169, 701 nucleotides. RefSeq lists its product as hypothetical. NCBI's taxonomy places the organism in Eukaryota, Viridiplantae, Chlorophyta, Trebouxiophyceae, Coccomyxaceae. The record is from RefSeq and is a predicted model, not a curated record. The annotation marks the transcript as partial. The transcript has 3 exons.
AUGCAGAGCGAGAUUGGCGUGUCCAAGGGCAAGCAGAGCGGGUCGCACUUCUGCAUAACGUUAGUCAUCCAGCCGCCGGUGGCGCCGCGCGUCUGCUGGGCCGUUCCCUCCGGACCGGAGCCGGCCAUGCGGCCGGAGCUGCGCACGGCCAAAGUGCUGUGAAUUGUGGGUUUGGGGCCUGCCCCUCUGCCCUCAGGACCAGUUAAAUGCUGGCGGCGGCCCUUUAACAAGAGAGCCAGGCCACAGCUGCAGCAGAGCUCACCGGCAAGCUGUUGCGCGCACAGCAGGGGGUUUAGGGGGGCGCAGCCCCUCCAAGAGAGCCAGGCCACAGCUGCAGCAGAGCUCUGACAUGAUCGAGCUUAUUUGAAACACGCAAAAAUGAUACAGCACUUCAAGGAACAUGGGUUAGCUAUUAGCAUGAAGUGGUUAUUAGGAAACAGGAAGCAGAAAGUGGCUAUAGCAUGAAGUGGUAUUGGGUAGAGAUGCAUGCGUUAUUUAGACCUUUAAUAAAGACUGUGCACGUUGCAUAUGGUCGGAUCAUUCUGGGUUGUGUUAGAUAGGAGAUGUGCAUAUUGCAGUUUGGAUGGAAGCAAUACAUUACACCAUACCCUUGUCAAAUAAUCAUUGCCUGGGGUGUGCUUUCCCGCUGACCUCAGGUUUUGCCAAUUGUUGUACGGCUCUCUUAAUAGUAAAGGCACCCC